Cuscuta europaea is the source of this 1766-nucleotide messenger RNA. Lineage: Eukaryota; Viridiplantae; Streptophyta; Magnoliopsida; Solanales; Convolvulaceae. The record is from the annotation of a GenBank genome assembly.
CGUUAUAAAGCCCUAUAUCAGUUGACGUCCUUUGCUUCUAAAACAAAAAAACAAAAUAAGAAGAGAAGAGAAGAGGAACCGAGGAAGAAGAAGCAGUGGAAGAAAAGAUGAAUCUGAGCAUCAGCUCUGCGGAAUCGGUGUUGGCUCAAAUCCAAGGCUUAUCGAACAAUGCCCAAGACCUCUCUCAACUUCACACCUUCCUGAAACAGUCCGAUGAUCUCCUCCGGUCCGAGUCGACCCGCUUGCCUCCUCUACUCGCCCAACUCAACCCUACUGAACACUCUUUGGGCUACCUUUAUAUCCUGGAUGCAUCCAUGUCUGCUCCAAUUUCAACAGAACAAGCCCCUGAACUGGUUUCUUGUGUGGCUAGGUUUAUUGAUGAAUGUGCUGCAGAUCAAAUCCUUCUGGCACCUGAGAAAUUCGUAUCUGUUUGUAAAAGAUUCAAGGAUCAAGUUCUGCUACUUAAAGCCCCUCUACAAGGUGUGGGUCCUAUGCGGACAGCUAUUCAGAAACUACAGCUUUCGACUGAGCAAUUAACACCCUUGCAUCCUGAAUUUCUUCUUCUUUGUGUACUGGCGAAGUGUUAUCGUAUUGGGUUUUCUAUUUUGGAGGAUGACAUAUUUGAGGUCGAUCAGCCAAAGGACUUUUUCCUAUAUUGCUACUAUGGGGGGAUGAUUUGUAUUGGACAGAAAGAAUUUCGGAAAGCCUUGGAGCUUUUCCAUAAUGUAGUAACAUCACCAAUGUCAACGUUAAAUGCUAUAGCAGUUGAGGCAUACAAAAAAUACAUUCUAGUUUCACUGAUCAAGAUUGGGCAGUUCUCUACCAGCUUCCCCAAGUAUACAUCUUCUGUGGCUCAAAGGAAUCUGAAGAACUACUGUCAGCCCUACUUGGAUCUGGCAAACAGUUAUAGCCUUGGAAAAAUCUCUGAGCUUGAGACAUGUGUACAGAAAAACAGAGACAAGUAUGAAAAUGACAAUAAUCUUGGAUUGGUGCAGCAAGUUGUGGCAUCUAUAUAUAAACACAAUAUUCAAAGAUUGACCCAAACUUAUCUCACCCUUUCACUUCAAGAUAUUGCUAGUGCCGUCCAACUAAGGAGUCCCAAGGAGGCAGAAAUGCAUGUUCUUCAAAUGAUUGAAGACGGUGAGAUUUAUGCAACUAUCAAUCAGAAAGACGGAAUGGUUAGAUUCCUAGAGGAUCCUGAGCGAUACAAAAGUUGUGAAAUGAUUGAACACAUUGAUUCAUCAAUUCAGAGAAUGAUGACGCUGUCAAAAAAGCUUACAUCUAUGGAUGAACAGAUGUCAUGCGACCUUUCCUACCUUGCUAAGGUUGGCAGAGAUAGACAAAGACUUGAUUUUGAUGAUAUGGAAGGUGGUAUUCCUCAUAAGUUCAACAUAUGAAGGACAUUGAAGCACAUGCCAUUGAAGCAAUGCCAGCCAGUUGUUAAGCUUAAAGCAGGAAAACUCACUACCAGACUGUCUCAUCACCUUAUAAUUGAGACAUGUAAUGCACUGAACAAAUCUAUUGAGACAAGAAUGCCAAAAGCAUCUUCCUUCACCUUUUGCUUAACAUUGGAUUCAUGUGCGACACAUCACAUCUUAGUAAAUGGUAUAAGCUUAUUAAACCGUAAGGUUAUAUUGGUUCUUUUACAUUAUGAAGAGCACAUUCAUUACAAUAUUUUUAUCGCAAUUAUUACGGUGUAGUAUCUCAUUCACUCAUUGUAUACUUUUUUUUGUUGACAACAUAGUUAGUACUCCUUUUUGUUACAA